CAGUUCACGGCGGUUGUUCGGUCGGUGGGUCUAUGGACGGACAGUCUCUUUGAUCAGAUUGGUGAUUAGGCCUCGCGCUUCACAUUAAAGAGUCUCUCGCGCUUUCGGCAACUUUACUUUUUCAGAAAUGCGCCGAACUUUUUCUCUCGAGUGAUGAGUGAUGAGGGUGCUGCCUGCCACUGCUGCUUUGUGACAAGUUGCCUUUUUCGUUUCUUGCGGAUUAAUUUGCCAAUUUAGAAAAAUGCGGCUCAUGGAAUUGUCCGGGAGAAAAUCUAGUGCAAUGCAGUUUUUCUGUUACAUCGUGCUGAGCAUCUUCUCCAUAAAUUCAACGGGAGCAGCACGGAGGUCGCCGAUAAACGGCACAUGGAUAGGAAUGGGUUUAAUAAAGGACGAGAAAAUGCAAGGCGAUCAAGGACCACCAACAUGUCACACACUUCCGGGCUUGAGUCCCGGACAAAUCCGGCUCUGUCAAUUAUACAUGGACCAUAUGAAUGCAGUGGCUUUGGGGGCCCGACAAGCGCUUUCUGAAUGCAAACAUCAGUUUGAAAACCGCAGAUGGAACUGUUCUUUGCUGAAUGACGUUAACGUCUUUGGUCCAGUUAUAACAAUCGCUAGCCGCGAGUCAGCAUUUGCACACGCUCUAGCUUCAGCUGGCGUCUCUUAUUCCGUUUCGAGAGCUUGCCGAGAUGGUCAACUCGCGUCAUGUGGAUGCUCAAGAAUGGGACGACCGAAGGAUUUGCGGAAGGACUGGGUGUGGGGUGGAUGCGGCGACAAUUUGGAGUAUGGCUACAAAUUCACACAAAACUUUGUCGACGUCAGAGAGAAGGAACGGAAGUUCAAGAGAGGAUCCAAAGAACAAGGACGCAAUCUUAUGAAUCUGCACAAUAACGAAGCUGGAAGAAGAGCCGUCAUCAAGAAGUCGAAAGUUACUUGUAAAUGUCACGGAGUGUCAGGUUCUUGUUCUUUGAUAACUUGCUGGCAGCAACUCGCCACGUUUAGAGAAAUCGGCGAUUAUUUGCGAGACAAAUACGACGGGGCCACCGAGGUGCGCAUAAACCGGCGCGGGCGUCUGCAGCUCCGCGACACCCGCUUCCGAGUGCCCACCGCCUACGACCUCGUCUACAUGGAGGAUUCCCCGAAUUACUGCAUCCGCGACGAACGUGUGGGCUCCCUGGGCACCCAGGGCCGGACUUGCAACAGGACAUCUCAGGAUCUCGACGGCUGCAAUCUUUUGUGCUGCGGUCGGGGUUACAACACCCUCAAAUCGACGAUAAAAGAGCGGUGCCACUGCAAGUUCAAGUGGUGCUGUGAAGUCGAGUGCAAGACGUGUGUGCGAUCGGUGGACGUGCACACGUGCAAGUGAUUUGUACAUACAUACAAAGAAAAACGGCAAUUGUGAGUGUUUGUGGUUUUUGUCUAUGCCUAGACAUACGUAGUGGACGUUGACAGUGACUUGCUUUCAAAUGAGUCGUAUUAUUUUGUCUUAAAGAACAACGAUUCCAAGUUAUUAAUUUAUUUGUUGAUUUUUAUUUCUUUGGUUGUAUUUAGGCACACGUGUUUUUGUUGUAAAAUAAUUUUUAGUAUUUCUACGUUCAGUAUUCGUCUUUUUACGCUUUAUUUAUUUAUUAAAACAUUGUAUGUACAGAGCGAGUUCGUUAGAAAUCGCUUUUUUGACUGUUUUAAUUUUAAAGAAAAAACUUUGGUGGGUAGGUUUUAUAGGUUGAGAGUAAUUCCAUGCUAAAACGAUUAAGUACUUUUAAAACUCAUUGUUUCUGAUUUUCGUAAAUUUGAGAUAUGUUAUAGAACGUGUAAAAAUAACUGACACGUAUUUCACCGUUUUUAAUUUUUUCAAUGUAUGUUGGAAGAAUAGGGAUGUACAAAAUUAAGUAGCAAAAAGAAUUUUUAUCCAAAGAACAAAUCAACAUAUUGAAACAAUUUUUUUUUAAUAAUAGAUAUAAAUAGGAACACUACGGACGUUUCAAAAUGGACGUUUUAAAAAUGGCUGAAAAAAAUUUUUUUUGAGAGCGCUGCAUAGAGCAUGAUCUCUUAAGAUCGCCUGAAAGUAGCGUUUCCUUGGAAAUUAAAUAGAAAAAUUACCAAUCACCGUCACUAAUAAACUGUUCUAAAGAAAACACAUAAUUUCCAAUAACUUAUUAACAUUUAUUUUUGAAUAAAUAUCAAUAAAAAACAAAUCCUUCGCUGUCAGCAUUAAACAAUAAUUAAUUCUAGACUAAUUCUUUUCUUAUCCUUACACUACACCGUUAUUGGAAUAAAAGUAUGUAGAUUUCGCGUACUCUUUAUGGGCUUCUCUCGACUAAAACGAUCACAAUGUUUUUCAAAUUGUUUAUUAGAUAUACAGGGUGAGCCAGAACUCGCGCCCCAGAGAAAAAUUUCAAGUAAAAUAAGAUACCAGGAACAUGGAAAAAAUGUUUA
This is a messenger RNA of Tribolium madens (black flour beetle), 2433 nucleotides long. Its product is annotated as protein Wnt-5b-like. NCBI's taxonomy places the organism in Eukaryota, Metazoa, Arthropoda, Insecta, Coleoptera, Tenebrionidae. The transcript has 7 exons. Gene Ontology annotation, molecular function: cytokine activity; frizzled binding. Gene Ontology annotation, biological process: canonical Wnt signaling pathway; cell fate commitment; neuron differentiation. Bases 242 to 1363 code for a protein of 373 amino acids. Gene Ontology annotation, cellular component: extracellular region. The record is from RefSeq and is a predicted model, not a curated record.